UAUUGUUAAAGAGCAGAUUGAAUUAUGAAUUUAGUUUGGUGUGAGAUAAGAUCAAAGGACACGGCUUUACAUACAUGAUCAUUGAACCCUCUCCACUCUCAUUCGAAUGAACCGCCAUCGCCAUGUCUUUCUCAUGCCUCUCUGCUCUCAACAUCACACUUCUGCUUCUCCUCGUUGCGGCUAUUCUUGUUGCUUGUUUCACUCUCCCAGUUGACAAGAUUUUGAAGGACUUAUUGGAAUGGAUUGAUCGUAAUUUUGGGCCAUGGGGUCCACUUGCUCUGAUAGUUGCUUACAUCCCUUUGACUGUGUUGGCAGUUCCUGCCGCUGUACUUACUCUUGGUGGUGGUUAUCUAUUCGGCCUUCCAAUCGGCUUCAUUGCUGACUCUGUUGGUGCAACAGUUGGUGCUGUAGCUGCAUUUCUUCUUGGUAAAACUAUUGCGAAAUCACUUGUUGUUUCUAGGUUGAAGGAUUAUCCACGGUUUAGAUUAGUAACAAUUGCAAUUCAGAGAUCUGGCUUUAAGAUUUCACUACUCCUUCGGCUUGCUCCAUUUGUACCAUUUAGCCUCCUAAAUUACCUCCUGUCUGUAACUCCUGUUCCAUUAGGGGAAUACACGCUGGCUUCCUGGUUAGGAAUGAUGCCAUUGACACUGGCACUUGUAUAUGUUGGAACUACACUCAAGGAUCUAUCAGAUGUGACACGUGGUUGGAGCGAGUUCUCAAAGACUCAUUUGCCUUUGAUCAUUUCUGGCCUGGUGAUAUCUGUGGUUCUAAUGAUAUGGGUUACUAAAGUUGCCCAGGCUGCUUUAGAUAAAUCCUUGGCUGAAUGUGAAGAUAUGGAUGGCACUGCAUCUUCACCAGAGCUACCAAUUGUCACUGAACCUUCAGUAGAUCUAAAUCAGCCUCUCAUAAUUAAGACAGACCAGGAUGAAGACAAUCACGAAAAGUAAAAUCCAGAGUGUAAAUUCUUCUCUCCCCCUCCCCCCCUCUUUUUUUUUUUUUUUUUUUUCCUUAAAGCAGAUAGGGUUACUAUUUUUUAAUUUUUUUUAAGCAGUAGCUGCUAGCUGCUGCUUAUUUUUACAGUUUGGCAUUAUAAAUGUAGCUGUGACAAUGGUUAAUCA
This is a messenger RNA of Cajanus cajan (pigeon pea), 1118 nucleotides long. RefSeq lists its product as uncharacterized. Gene Ontology annotation, cellular component: membrane. The record is from RefSeq and is a predicted model, not a curated record. Lineage: Eukaryota; Viridiplantae; Streptophyta; Magnoliopsida; Fabales; Fabaceae.